CCUGGCCAACCCACGUGGAAGAUUGACAAGAGAGUGAGUAGUAAAAGUCGCGUUACAUAAAUAUUGCAGAAAAAAUCGCCUAUUCCCGCGAAAUCAGUCGAAAUGUUAUGAAAUCCCACAUCCGGUCGUGACUGGGGGUUCCUCUGGAAGUGAGAAAAAAAAAGAAUGCGCAAUUGUGUGCCAUGAGUGAGAAAAAUUGGAAGAAUGCUGUGGCAGGAGCGAGUUCCGGGGCAAUUACGCGUUUCCUGUGCCAGCCACUCGAUGUCCUGAAGAUUCGCUUCCAAGUACAAAUUGAACCAUUGAGUCAUCAUCACAAAUCCUCCAAAUAUAAAUCCAUCUUUCACGCCGUAACGGUUAUUUAUCGCGAAGAGGGUAUCCGGGGCCUGUGGAAGGGUCACAAUCCCGCCCAAGUGCUCAGCAUUGGGUACGGGAUUACGCAGUUCACGGUGUACGAGAGGGUGAACCGAAGUGCAGAGACGACGGAAUUCUUCAAGAGGCACACUGCUUUUAAGAAUUUCUGCUGCGGAGGAUUGGCUGGUGCCAGUGCUGCCUUUGUCUCCACACCACUCGAUGUCAUUCGCACGAGAUUAAUUGUGCAGGACAACGGGCAGGGGUACAGGAACUCCUUUCAAGCUGUUGGGACUAUUUUGCAACGUGACGGCAUCAGGGGGCUAUACAGGGGCUUUGGGCCGUCCCUUCUGCAAAUAACGCCGCUUGCAGGAUCGAAUUUUAUGUUCUACAAAUUCUACUGCAGCCUUCUUCAGAAUAUUCUUGGACUGAAGUCUCACAGUGACCUUCCCACCUGGGGCCUUCUGAUGAUGGGUAGUCUCACGGGAUUCUCAUCGAGAGCUCUUGUAUAUCCACUGGAUGUCGUGAAGAAGCGUCUCCAAAUUCAGGGCUUUUCGCAGCAUCACCAAACCUUCGGCAAGCACUUUGAAUGCGAAGGUUUUUUCCAGUGUGUAGUACGCACCGUAAAGUCUGAAGGAUUCCUCGGUCUCUACAAGGGUAUUGUGCCGAGUAUGCUCAAAUCUGGAAUCACAACAGCACUAAAUUUCUGCAUUUACGACGAAACGAAGAAGCUCUUGGCGAAAAUUUAGCGCAGCACAAAAUCUCCUCCAACUCUAGGCUAGAGCUCCAACGUGCUUUGGGCUUAUUUUUUUCUCUAAACAUAAGGAAAUAAUAUUGAAAUCUGUGAUUUAAAUUGUCAUUGAAGUACCAAAAUACAUAAAUUUUACCUUUAGAA
Messenger RNA from Lutzomyia longipalpis, 1243 nucleotides. RefSeq names its product mitochondrial thiamine pyrophosphate carrier (gene Tpc1). The transcript is spliced from 2 exons. Gene Ontology annotation, biological process: thiamine pyrophosphate transmembrane transport. Gene Ontology annotation, molecular function: thiamine transmembrane transporter activity. Lineage: Eukaryota; Metazoa; Arthropoda; Insecta; Diptera; Psychodidae. Bases 183 to 1097 code for a protein of 304 amino acids. The record is from RefSeq and is a predicted model, not a curated record. Gene Ontology annotation, cellular component: mitochondrial inner membrane.